AUGGCGGCGCCGGAAGCUCCAGUGAAGUACGUCGGAAUCCUUAAGGAGUCCGCAGCUUUCAAGCUUAUGAAAUCGAUGGGCUGGGAAGAAGGAGAAGGACUUGGUAAAGAUAAGCAAGGGAUCAAAGGUUAUGUGAGAGUGAAGAACAAACAAGAUACAACUGGUGUUGGUGUUGAUAAGCCGAAUCCAUGGGCAUUUGAUACAACUCAGUUCGAUAACAUUCUCAAGAAACUGAAAGUGCAAGCUGCACCGAUCACUAGCAGGAAUGAUGAUGAGAGUGAUUCAGAAAGUGAAGAUGAUGCUGCCAAAUCUGAGCCUCCCAAGCCUAAACCGGUCGCGAAAGUCACUCGUCCACAAGGAAGGUAUCAACGUAGAGAGAAAGGGAAGCGUGUCAAUUCAUACUCGUCUAAAGAUCUUGAAGGAAUAUUGGUUAAGAGAACCGAGGAACCUUCUCCUGAGGUUUGCGACAUAGCUGAGACUAUGGAGAUUGAAAUUAUAUCUGAGGACCAAGAUGAUAGUGCUAAAGAAGAGAAAAUAGAAGAACCGUCUGCAGACUGGUGGGGAUUUAAAUCUGGGUUUGUCUCUGGAGGUCUUCUUGGAGCCAAGUCUGGCAAAAAGAAAUCAUCUGAGGCUAAUGAGAGAAAAAUGUUUAGUGAGAACGAUCAAGAGAAUCUUUACAACAUGGUUCAGGAUAAAGCCACUGCUGGAAAACAAGGUCUGGGUAUCAAAGACAGACCAAAGAAAAUAGCUGGUGUUCGUUACGAAGGGAAGAAGACAGCUUUUGACAACAGUGAUGAUGAUGACGAAGAAGAAGAAGAAGAAGAGGAAGAGGAAGAGAGUGAAGACAACUCUGUUACUGUUGUCAAAACUUCUCUCCCAGCAAAAAGGAAGCACGAUGAAAUCGUUGAACCUAAAAUCAAGUUAAAGAACCUCUGCAAGCAGAUUCUUAAAAAGGAAGCUGGUAGUGGUGGAUCCAUGAAGCUGAAACAGCUUAAAUCUCUAAUUGAUGAAAAAGCACCGUCAGUUCUCUCAGAGUUCUCUUCAACCAAAGAGGCUAUUGCUUACUUGAAACUUAAGCUGGAGGGAAGUGGGAAGUUUGUUGUGGCGGGAAAGAAGAUCAGUCUCGUAUCAAGAAAGAAGUGA
Molecule: messenger RNA, 1143 nt
Organism: Microthlaspi erraticum
Lineage: Eukaryota; Viridiplantae; Streptophyta; Magnoliopsida; Brassicales; Brassicaceae
Source: the annotation of a GenBank genome assembly